Messenger RNA from Polypterus senegalus (gray bichir), 2326 nucleotides. It is a transcript of the gene tektl1, whose product is annotated as coiled-coil domain containing 105. NCBI's taxonomy places the organism in Eukaryota, Metazoa, Chordata, Cladistia, Polypteriformes, Polypteridae. The transcript is spliced from 9 exons. The record is from RefSeq and is a predicted model, not a curated record. The coding region runs from base 240 to 1631 and encodes 463 amino acids.
CGGUAACGACGCAGAUGAAGUUCUGAGGCAGAGCGGACGUAAACUGGAGCGUUUUAUAAAAUAAUAAUUAAAUAAAUAUAUAAAUAAAAAAAACCCGAACUAAGAAAAUACAGACGAGCCUGGAUAACCGCACUGACCAUGGCUGGCCUUAAAGCGUAGAAAUAAAAACAUCUCUUGCCUGUGAAAAGUUAAUCAGAUGGUCGUUUAGGGCCAUUCCAGUCUACCUCUUUUAUAAUAAAAUGCCUUUGCAGCCUCUUCCCAUUGCCACAGUGACCAUCGGCCCCCAGUCUUGGCGUAAUGAGUCACUUCGUGCAAUCCAGUUAGCUAAUACACUGGUCCAAAAAUCUGAAUCCCCAACUAAGGUGAAGACUAAAACUAAUAGAAAUUAUAGAAGUCAAAGUUGUGACACAUUUAUCAAACCGCUGGAGAAGGGGACCAUUGCAGAUGAAGCUCAACAUGCAUUGGGACAAGAAAAUGAAUAUCAAAGGCCAUGUACAGCACCGCAAGAGCAUCUACAGACCUCCCAAAAAAUAUGCUGGCCCUUACCUUUCUUAAGAGUGUUUUGUGCAGAUGAGAGUAACCAUAUAGCAUUAGCCUAUAUGCGAGAUGUACGGCUUGUGGUUUCAGAGCUGCGCCAGUUAACAGCUUGUGUGAAUGAAGAAGUAAAGAGGCUGAUUCGGGGAAGAGAAUCCCUAGAGAAAGCACUGGCCUGUCUCCGCAAGGAUAUUCUUAUGAAUCAACAGAGUAUCUACAUGCGUACUUUUCGUCCAGCUAUCAAUGAAAAGGAGCAUGAUGGUGCAGACACCUUAUUAGACAUGGAAAGGAAGCAGUUGUCUUAUCUUAAGUUUGAGUUGGAAGCAGUGCUUAAAGAAACAAAAGACCAACAACAGACUCUAUGUGCUUGUCGCAAGAAUCUUUUGACCUGUGUGUCAGAACGAAGCAGGGUUCUGGACCUUAUUCCAAAUGCAGUACUAGAUACAUCCACUAGCGUUUCACUAAAUAAAGAUAUCAAGCCCAACCCCAUUGGGCCCUUUACACCAGAGUGCAAGGAAGUGAUUGAAGCAGCCCAGUUUGCUUGUGCUCAGUCCAGAGAGCUUCGCCAAAAAAUCACACAAAGUGUUGCAAGUGCAAAACGUCACCAGCAAGCCGCUGAUAAGUCUGUCAAUGAUGGUGUCACCCAGAAGGUUGCAGAGACUGUUGGCUUAAUGCAACGCCUGAAUAUAGGCUCUGGUCAAACACGAAAUGCCAUCCACCGAGUAAAGCGCUGGUAUGAUGAAACAGAGCUGUUCAAGGAACAGGCCCUUGGUCCCACACAUAGCAGUGACUUCCUCUCCAGAGAGAAGCUGGACCGACCACUGGUUCAAGUGUAUCAGCGACAUCCAGGAACUCAGCUGCCUGAAGCUGCAGCUGUGAUACAGGGAUGUGUUGGUUUCCAGAGGGCCAUGGAUACCAAUAACCGGGACAUAGGACAUUUGAACUUGGCAUAUAAUCAACUAGAAGAUGAUUUCCAGAGGAAAAAGGUAGCCAGCAAAAUUGAUUCUGCAGUGGUCAGAAUGCGACGACGCUACUCCAACCACCGCUGGAUUCAUACUGAUGUAAAAGCAGGAGAUGUGCCUUGUCCCUGGCGUUAAUUAGAAAUUUCAUAAAAUUAAGGAUUAAAAUGAAGAUACAUAUAUUUUUUCACCAAAUGCAAUCAAAAAUAAACUUCAUGAACAUUUUCAUGUAGCCAUCCCAGGUGUGUAACAUAUAGAAUAAUAUCCAUUAAGGUUUUGGAGACUUCAUGGCAUGUGGAAGUUAUUUCUACCAACAAACUACCAAUAUAAUUCUUCAUUAAAUUAAUCUUUUUACCCUUGCAGAAAAUCUUGUUUUUUUUUGCCCACAUUAAUAUUUGUAGUCAUGUUGUAUGGUGCACUGUAGAAUAAAGUGAAAAAUGUGCCAAAGGCAAGUAACAAUCAUGAUACAGUAUAGAUCCCCAGUCCCCAUCACUUUCUGAUUAUACCCAACAUCUCUACUUUGAGAGGGCCUUAAUUUCAGACACAUGCAAUACAAAAUGAAAUGCCGAGUGACAGGAGACACCAAAGAACUCCAUAUGGCCAUGAAUAUAGUACAAUACAUAUCCCCUUAAUAAAACUGAACAUAUAUCAAAGAAUGGGGCCUAAUCAUUAAUUACGAUUUUCACCUUUUUAGGAAUCUUAUAAAAAUUGAACUAUGGAAACUUGUCUUCUAAUGACAGAUUGAAAAUGAUGCAGAUCAUAUUUUUGAUAUUCUUCUUUGUGUAAAAUUUAGGUAUUAGUGAGAUAUAAUUAUGUUUGGUUGUCCUUGGUUA